Miniopterus natalensis is the source of this 2429-nucleotide messenger RNA. NCBI's taxonomy places the organism in Eukaryota, Metazoa, Chordata, Mammalia, Chiroptera, Miniopteridae. The record is from RefSeq and is a predicted model, not a curated record.
UUCUCUCUCCCCCUCUCCCCCACCCUCCUACCCUACCCACCGCUCUUUAGCUCUGUUUUCAACUUCGAGCACUGCAGCUCUGAUGGUCCAGCUCUUCCAAGACAGAUCUGUAAAGGUCAGCCCUGCACCCUGAGCAGCUCAAAGGGAGAAACUGUACCAGCAGCGCCUCAUGCCCGGCCCUCUCCUCUACCAUGGACAGGUGGCUCCAUAAUGAUAGUUCCAUAAUGGCAGCGGGUGAGGCCCCGAUGCACAUCAAGGUCAGUCUUCUGCUGCUGUGGUUUGGGGAGUGUCUGUCCAUUUCUGGCCACUCUCAGGCCAGCCCCUCCCAGCGCUUCUCCUCCCGAGAAGUUGUGAUCCCCUUGAAGGUGCCCAGCAGGGGCAGAGAUGCUAAGGCUCCGGGCUGGCUCUCCUACAGCCUUCAGUUUGGGGGCCAAAGACACAUUGUCAACAUGAGGGUCAAGAAGCUCUUGGCUUCCAGACACCUACCAGUGUUCACCUACACGGACCAGCAUGUCCUCCAGGAGGAUCAGCCUUUUGUUCCUGAUGACUGCUACUAUCAUGGUUAUGUGCAGGGUCCCGAGUCCCUGGUUGCCCUCAGUACCUGUUCUGGAGGCUUUCGAGGAAUGCUACAGAUAAGUGACCUUGCUUAUGGAAUCGAGCCAAUUAGGUUUUCUGCCACAUUUGAACACCUGGUGUAUAAGAUAGAUAGUGAUGAUAUACAGCUCCCACCUAUGAGAUGGGGCUUAACAGAAGAGAAAAUAGCACGCCAAUUGGAGUUGCGAGAGUUUUAUAGGUCCACUCUGAUGCAAAGUUCUUAUGUGGGCUGGUGGACUCACUUGCGAUAUCUUGAGCUGGUAGUGGUUGUGGACCAUUUCCGAUACCUUUUCUCUGAAAGUAAUGUGUCCCUAGUGCAGCGUGAAGUACUUGAUGUUGUCAAUAUAUUGGGUAUCUUCUAUCAGCCUUUCAAGGUUGAUGUAAUUUUGACUGGAAUUGAGGUCUGGGAUAAAGGAAACCAAAUUCCCACCGAUGACAUAGUUCAGAUGCUGGAAGACUCUGCUUCCUGGAAGCUUCUCCAACUUGAUGCCUGACUGCAACAUGAUGAUGCCCGUCUUUUCAUAAAAAAAUAUUUUGGCAGAAAGCUUGGUAUUGCCUACAUUGGAGGACUAUGCCAGCAUCCUUUUAAUUGUGGAAUUGGUAUAUUCCAAGGCAAGAGUCUGUAUUCUUUUGCCAUUACUGUGUCCCAUGAGCUUGGUCAUAAUUUGGGUAAUCAGCACGACACUGAAUGGUGUGUGUGUGUGUGUGCUUCCCAGUGGUGCAUAAUGGCUCCUACCGUGCAGGGGACAACUAAAUUCAGCAACUGCAGUUGUGCCUACUAUUGGGACCACACUAUGAGUAAAGGCAUGUAUAUUUACCCUCCUCCAUAUCCAGGGAAUGUUUUCAGGUUACAGUAUUGUGGGAACAUAGUUGUUGAAGAGAGAGAGGAGUGUGACUGUGGACCUACAAAGCAGUGUGAACAUCACCCCUGUUGUCUGCUGAACUGCACUCUGAGGCCUGGUGCUGCUUGUGCUUUUGGGCUGUGUUGCAAAGACUGCAAGUUCAUGCCAUCAGGGACUUUGUGCAGACAACAGAUGGGUGAAUGUGACCUUCCAGAGUGGUGCAAUGGGACAUUCCAUCAGUGCCCAGAAGAUGUAUAUGUGCAGGAUGGGAUUCCCUGUAGUGACGGUGCCUACUGCUAUCAAAAGAGAUGUAAUGGCCGUGACAAACAGUGCAGGGAGAUUUUUGGUGAAGGCGCAAAGAGUGCGUCUCAGAAUUGCUGUAAAGAAAUCAACUCCCAGGGAAACCGUUUUGGCCACUGUGGUCUAACUGGCACGGCAUACCUCAAAUGUAAUACCGCAGACAUCCUCUGUGGGAGAGUUCAGUGUGAGAACAUGUCAGUUAUUCCUAAUCUGGUAGAACAUGCUACAGGACUUCAGGGUCAGUUCAGUGACACCACUUGCUGGGGUAUUGAUUAUCAUUUGGGGAUGUCCAUACCUGAUAUUGGUCGAGUGAAAGAUGGCACAGUGUGUGGUCCAGAAAAGAUGGGCAUCUACCAGAAGUGUGUCAGUAUGGUCCAUCUGCCACAGCACUGUCGGUGUGAGACCUGCCACAUGAAUGGGGUCUGCAAUAAUAAACAGCAUUGCCAUUGCAACCGUGGGUGGGCACCUCCCAACUGCACGCACAAGGGCAAUGGAGGUAGUGAUGAUAGCGGCCCACCUCCUAAGAACCAAGGACCAGAGGCAAAGUUGGCUUACGUGUCGUUAUUGUGCCUUGGUCCUUUGUUUGCUUUCUUUUUGUAUCGCUUCCUUGUGCUUUGUAAGAAACAUAAAAGGAAAAAUAGAGAAGAGGUAAAGGAGGAAGAGGAGAUAAAGGAGGAAGAGAAGGAACAGUAA